CCAGCGACUUCCGGUUAAAUUUAUUUUGAAUUUCGGGAAAGCUGCACCGUGAAAUCGGCAGAUAUGUCCACGCUGUUCCCUUCUCUCUUCCCCCGGAUAACUGAGACCCUGUGGUUCAACCUGGAUCGACCCUGCGUGGACGAGACCGAGUUGCACCAGCAGGAACAGCAGCACCAAACCUGGUUGCAGAGCAUUGCAGAAAAGGACAACAACUUGAUGCCAAUUGGGAAACCUAUUUUUGAGGGAGGAUAUGAAGAGGAGGACGAGGAAGAUGACGAGGAUGAGGAGGACAGUGAGGAAGAUUCUGAAGAUGAAGAAGACAUGCAGGACAUGGAUGAGAUGAAUGACUACAAUGAGUCUCCUGAUGAUGGCGAGAUCAACGAGGUGGACAUGGAGGGAGCAGAGCAAGACCAAGAUCAAUGGAUGAUUUGAGGCAAAAGACAAUUUUAGUUUCCAUCAAGCUCUCUGGUGCUGGAUACCUGCUCGUAGAAUAUGACUGCUGCUCCUUGGAACAUAAUAUUCAGAUAGAUGUUGAGUAAAAGUGUCCCCUGACAAGCAGCAGUCGCUGAAAUGCUAUGGAUGUCAUUGGACAUAGGUGUGAGCUUCUCUUAAAUAAGAUUCUGUAAAAUGAGCGCAUGGCUGUACGGUAUGGAAAUGCCACUGUGUACAUUUUUUGUGGCCAACUGUGGAGCUGGUAAAUACAUGUCACCUUUCAGGUGAGUCACAGCAGUUACACAUUGUGUUUUACAGGAACUGUUUAAAAACACUCAUAAACUGUUGUUUUAUAGCUAGUCAGGUACACAACCACUCAGUGACAUUAUUCCAUUGACCUGUCAUUUCAGCUUUGACCGCAUAUCUUCAGUCAUGUGUCACAUUCCAACCUUCCAAACAGCUUAUUGAGCACACACUGCAGUACAGUCAGCUAAAUAUUUUUUUUACUAAUUAAGGACACUUACAAACCUUAACCACAAAGUCCAAUUCUGUCUCACAGCUUAUGGACUUUAUAACAAGUAGAAAUCAUAGUGUUUUUGUGAACACUGCCGUAGUUCAUUAACAGUGAAGAAUUUCAAUUGAAAUACUAAUACACACACAGCGGCCAUCCAAGUUGUCUCAUGUUUGUCUCAAAAAGUAUUGUUUACAAGGCGUUGAUUGUACUGAAAAAAGAGGCCUUGACUGUUUUUUUAUUAAAGUAACUUAUUUUCAUGAAA
Messenger RNA from Solea senegalensis (Senegalese sole), 1208 nucleotides. RefSeq names its product anaphase promoting complex subunit 15 (gene anapc15). The record is from RefSeq and is a predicted model, not a curated record. Gene Ontology annotation, biological process: regulation of mitotic cell cycle spindle assembly checkpoint. Gene Ontology annotation, cellular component: anaphase-promoting complex. The transcript is spliced from 5 exons. NCBI's taxonomy places the organism in Eukaryota, Metazoa, Chordata, Actinopteri, Pleuronectiformes, Soleidae. Bases 64 to 432 code for a protein of 122 amino acids.